ACGGAUGAACAGGUGGAUGGACAAAUGCACCUCUUCAGUGAAGGUGAUUGGAUAAAAUAUGAUAUAUUCAUAUAGCCAUACAAUGGAAUACUGUAGCAAUGAAAGGGAACAAACUACUGAUUCAUGCAACAAAAUGGGCCAUGAUGCUUUGGGAAAUUUUAGUAACCUACAUUAACUCUCCCUGAACAUGUUUCACUCAACCAGGUAACAGAUGGUAGACUGCAGAAGGCUCUCUGCUGCUGCCUCUGCUGCGGCCGUAUGGUCUGUCAUCAGCUGGAGAGGCUGAGAGGGUUUAGAGGAACCGCAGUUCUGAAGACGGAGCCCUGCUAAGUGGUCUCCCGGCCAGACAAAGUGGAGGAGGCUUUCUGCAGGGUUGGAAACUCACACUUAUUACCGCUCCAUCUACCUGGAAGAAGAGGCAGCCCUACAGAGGAAAAGGGGGAGAGAACCACUGUGGUAAAGGCCAGAAGGAAGAUGUGUUGAGAAGUGUCCCAGAGAAACCUCAAGCCACUGAAGAUGGAAAACGAGACAGGAAGUGAACUGAACCAAACUCAGCUUCAGCCGCGAGCUGUGGUGGCCCUCGAAUACCAAGUGGUCACCAUCUUACUUGUGCUCAUUAUUUGUGGUCUGGGCAUCGUGGGCAACAUCAUGGUAGUUCUGGUGGUCAUGAGGACAAAGCACAUGAGGACCCCCACAAACUGCUACCUGGUGAGUCUAGCAGUAGCUGAUCUCAUGGUCCUGGUGGCCGCAGGCCUCCCCAACAUAACGGACAGCAUCUACGGUUCCUGGGUCUAUGGCUACGCUGGAUGCCUCUGCAUUACUUACCUCCAGUACUUGGGCAUUAAUGCAUCCUCUUGUUCAAUCACAGCCUUCACCAUUGAGCGGUACAUAGCGAUCUGUCACCCCAUCAAAGCCCAAUUUCUGUGCACAUUUUCCAGAGCCAAAAAGAUAAUCAUCUUUGUCUGGGCUUUCACAUCCAUUUACUGUAUGCUCUGGUUCUUCCUACUGGAUCUCAAUAUUAGCACCUAUAAAGAUGCUAUUGUAGUGUCCUGUGGCUAUAAGAUCUCCAGGAAUUACUACUCACCUAUUUACCUAAUGGACUUUGGUGUCUUUUAUGUUGUGCCAAUGAUCCUAGCCACUGUCCUCUACGGAUUCAUAGCUAGGAUCCUCUUCUUAAAUCCCAUUCCUUCAGAUCCUAAAGAAAACUCUAACACGUGGAAAAACGACUCGACCCAUCAGAAUAAGAAUUUGAAUUCAAAGACCUCUAAUAGAUAUUUCAACAGCACAGUAUCUUCAAGGAAGCAGGUCACCAAGAUGCUGGCAGUGGUUGUCAUCCUGUUUGCCCUUUUAUGGAUGCCCUACAGAACCCUUGUGGUUGUCAACUCAUUUCUCUCCAGCCCUUUCCAAGAAAAUUGGUUCUUGCUCUUUUGCAGAAUUUGCAUUUAUCUCAACAGUGCCAUCAACCCAGUGAUUUACAAUCUCAUGUCCCAGAAAUUUCGUGCGGCCUUCAGAAAGCUCUGCAACUGUAAGCAGAAGCCAAUGGAGAAACCAGCUAACUACAGCGUGGCCCUAAAUUACAGCGUCAUCAAGGAGUCCGACCAUUUCAGCACAGAGUUGGAUGAUAUCACCGUCACUGACACUUACUUGUCUGCCACAAAGGUGUCUUUUGAUGACACCUGCUUGGCUUCUGAAAUAACCUUCAACCAAAGUUGAUUGAUGGAGUAGAGAAAAUGGAUGAUAAAGAAAAUGAAAAUCUGUGCAGUUAUCAACCCAAGAGAGGAAACAGCCAAUACUCAUAUGUGAUGACAGAGCAGACAAAUUCUUUGCCGAUGUUCUAAUAAAUCCCGGCCCAAGGUACUCUAUCCCAUGAGAAUGAUUCUGUUUCAUUCUCAUAUCAAAAAAUAUACAUCAUAAAAAAAACUGAGCAGAUCUGUGAAAGAUCCAGAUGGUGGAAACUUUCCAUUUGAGACUUUUCACUGUAUAUUCUGGGGCUGUGAAUUUUAGAUAAAAUCAAGGCAUCUACUUACUCUAUUCAACAUAACUUUAUCAAAUGUAUUUUUUCACCCCCUCCAGAUUAUUCAUACAUUUGAGAAUUUGGCAACAUGAAAAAGUUUAAUGUUUUCAUUUAGCAUUUCAUUUUAAUAAUGUACAGUGCUAUCCUUAUGAAUAUCUGAAACUACACUGAAAUAUAGGAAAAAACAUUUUAUUUGUUGAGUAAAAAUGA
Cervus elaphus (red deer) is the source of this 2224-nucleotide messenger RNA. It is a transcript of the gene TRHR, whose product is annotated as thyrotropin releasing hormone receptor. NCBI's taxonomy places the organism in Eukaryota, Metazoa, Chordata, Mammalia, Artiodactyla, Cervidae. Bases 517 to 1713 code for a protein of 398 amino acids. Gene Ontology annotation, molecular function: thyrotropin-releasing hormone receptor activity. The transcript is spliced from 6 exons. The record is from RefSeq and is a predicted model, not a curated record. Gene Ontology annotation, cellular component: membrane. Gene Ontology annotation, biological process: phospholipase C-activating G protein-coupled receptor signaling pathway.